UAUUUUAAUUUCUAAUAAGCAUUGAAUCAAAAUAUAGGACCAUGGAGUUUCCACCUUGUCCACCUUCCCUUAAACAGAUUCAACAUUUCUUAAAGUUGGCUCAAGAACAUGAUACUCGAGAUAUUGUUGUGGCAUAUUGGUCAAGACUUUAUGCUUUACAAGUAGGUCUUAAAGUAACUACCCAACAACCGGAGGAAACGAAAUUACUUUUGGGUGUUAUGGAUUGGUUAGAAGCCGUAAAAAAGCAAAAUAGUGACAAUGAAGCUAUAAGUAAUGAGGUUGCUGCUCAAGCCCAUAUGGAAAAUUAUGCCUUAAAACUUUUUCUCUAUGCCGACAAACAAGAUCGUGAAGGAAACUUUGGCAAAAACGUAGUAAAAGCUUUUUAUUCAUGUGGCGUUAUAUACGAUGUGCUACAAACCUUUGGUGAGUUAUCCGAAGAAGCACUACAUAAUCGCAAAUAUGCCAAAUGGAAAGCUGCCUAUAUACACAAUUGCUUAAAGAAUGGGGAAGUUCCCAUACCCGGUCCCAUGCAGGAACAAAAUGAAGACGAUGAAAAUGUAAACGAAACAAAUGAAGGUGACGAAACCAAUAAUGAAAGUCCAGCAGAUAACGAAGCACAAGAUAAUGCAAAUAACGAAAGCGGUGAAUCGAAUAGACCAACCGUUGAAGACAUAUUAAACAAUCCCGAUAAGUUACCCAGUCCCCCUAUGGAAGAAGAAAAACCCGGAGGUUUUGAACCUUUUGUACCACCGGCACAACCUCAUCCAGUGUAUACAAUACCACAACCACCGGCUGAUUUAAAAAUCACUCCCGAACAAAUGAUAAAAGCCCAAAAGUAUUGUAAAUAUGCUGGCAGUGCUUUAAAUUAUGAUGAUGUUAAAACUGCUAUAGAGAAUCUGCAGAAAGCUUUGACUCUUUUAACUACUGGAGUUGAUAAUUAGCCAGUUUAGGGCAUUUAAAAGAUAAAGGAAAUAAGUUUUAAAAAUAUUUAUAUAUUAUGCUGAUAUACAUAUGUAUGUGUAUAUAAAGUGCAAGCACUAUGUUUAGAGGAAAAGCAGGCAAAAAGCUAAUAGUUAACGCUUUAUUAUAAUUAACCUUGUUAAACCAUUUUAAAUAAAAAAAGUUGGUGGAUUUAAAACCGACCAGCAAUAACUACUCAAA
Molecule: messenger RNA, 1161 nt
Organism: Lucilia cuprina (Australian sheep blowfly)
Lineage: Eukaryota; Metazoa; Arthropoda; Insecta; Diptera; Calliphoridae
Gene: Vta1
Product: vacuolar protein sorting-associated protein VTA1 homolog
Exons: 5
Coding region: 42-941 (299 amino acids)
Biological process (GO): late endosome to vacuole transport via multivesicular body sorting pathway
Cellular component (GO): multivesicular body
Source: RefSeq, a predicted model, not a curated record